AUGGCAAACAUUGUGCCCGAUUCUAGUGCUGACACAAGCCUCGUGUGUAGCGCUCAUUGUCCGUUUCAAAAAGGCAACGUAUUUGGAUUAAUAAAUGUCAAAGAAUGUCGAGUGUCCAAGAAGCCGUGCAGUAUCUAUGGCCAUUUGCAAACAUGGCACAGAUUUCCAACGCCAGCGUGUCGAACAAUCAUCGAUGCUAUCAAGAAACAGUUGCCAACGUCAGCAAAUUUGAAUAUCGAUGAAGCGACGUUAUAUUUUCCCAAUCAAGCGCCAUGUGGAAAUCAGCAAGCUCAGUCGACAAUACAGCAGUCCGGAAGCACACAAAAUCAGACACUACAACUGAACAACAACGGUAACACUCAGGAUCUUGCUACGCUCGUGAGCUUGAUCACCAGCCCACUUAUUACGUUGACACAGCAAAUGCAGCAGCAACAGCAAAGUCUGACUAAACUACAACAACUGCUAGCUACAGACAUGGAAAGUCGCACUAAAGAUACUAGUGCUGUUCUGUCACCGCUUAUGCUGCCCGAUCUGCACAAUCUAUCAAAUGACAACGAAGAUCAGUCAGCUGGUGAAGAAGAAAAUAUUCCACCGUCCGAACCUUCGGUGGCAACUCUCACAAAGAAAAAAACGGCUGUCUCAACUCGGGAUGAUCUACCGAUCAUGGCUUCGCGUUCUCCAUCGCCUGCCUCAUCGCCUCCUCGUGCCACUGUAUCGAAGUCACUGAGAAAUCCUCCAAAAGCCACUGUCAGAAAAAAAAUCGAAGACGAUGAUGAGAAUACAUCGGAGGAAGAAGAUGGCUAUGUGGCGAUGGCAUUACCGGCCCGUCGGCCAGGAAAAGCAGCAGCAGCGUCGCCGCAGCGCAAAAUGCACGUUCCUAUUGCUGACGACAGUAAAAUGGCAUUCACGAACGAAAUGAUGAAUCAUCUCCUCGCGUACGGUCGAGACGAAGCACGAAAAAAUAUAAUUCGCAACUUUGAUGAUUUUCAAUCGGAUUCGAGUAGCGACACAGACGACGACGAAAGUGAUGAUAUCGACGAUAUAAUCGCCUCUCUUGAUAUGAACAAUAAAAUAAAAUUUUAUUCAACGUCUGCAUUGACUAUUCAUGCUGCAUGUCUUACAAUAAUAAAAUUGGCACGUCGUUUGAACUUGAACAAAAGUGGAAUCAAAGAAUUAUUAGAUAGCUUAAGGUCAUUAUUACCAAUG
Messenger RNA from Didymodactylos carnosus, 1206 nucleotides. The record is from the annotation of a GenBank genome assembly. NCBI's taxonomy places the organism in Eukaryota, Metazoa, Rotifera, Eurotatoria, Philodinida, Philodinidae.